UGCAGACUUUCUUGCCACUAUCCCUCACCAUUCACAUCAUCAUUUACACCAGUCAUCCCAUCCCUUUUCUCAGUCACCACCAGGGCCUAUUAUCCGCAUCUUCAUAUUCUCACGCAGAGCACUUAUUACAACUGAUGAUAUGUUCGCCGCGUCUCCCAGACCUAUCAAUAACUCAAAGUCUAUUAACCCUUUUCCUGACGAACUAUGCAAGACUGCGCAGGGUGAUGAACUUAUUUGGCUAGGUGAUUCAACAUUUCAUCGUCCGCCGAUGGCUUUCAACCCCAGCCCUCCUCAGCUUUCUGUCACCUUAUUUGAUCGCCUUGUAUAUGACAUUCCUCGUCGCUCGACUGGACGUUCUUCAUCUCCUCGUAAUCAAUGGGAUUCUCCUACAGAUAUUCUCUUUUACCAUCACCGGCCCUCUGAACAUUCGCAAAGUGGAGACACGUCUGAAUGUGACUCAAUGGCCACAUGGACACAGCCGUAUACAGCGACCUUGCACCAAGCGAGAAUUGAAACACUGGGGAGAAAGGAAAGGGCGGGAUUACUGCGAAUGCAAACUGUACCCGUACAGGGCAGCCAGGACAUGGUGGAGUUAUUACCAUAUACUCCUACCACCCAUGCAAUGAAGCACUCUGCAGAGCGCUCCAGUGUAAAGGAUGGCGGCGCUCACGGUGCCAAAGAAUCAAAUUUACUCAUUUCUGUUUUGGAUUCGCGGCCGACGUCUGACAACUUUCAAGAAAGCCAUAAUGACAUGGGGCUUUUGGCCAAUCGCGUCAUCAUUACACAACCUCUUCAUCUAAAAGAGUGCCGUUCGAUAGAAGUUGACGAAAAUGCUGUCAAUGCCUCAUACAAUAGGCUGCCUUCAAAUGAAUUCAAUAAACUGCAAGUGGACGGAAAGGUUACCGAAACCGGUGAGAAGGAUUCCACCAAGGCUCUUGUUGAGAGGACUGGAAGGGAGGCCAAGAGGGUACGAAUGGCAAACAUCUGGCAAAAAGAAGCGUUUCAUCCCAUGUUUAUGACUUGAUAGGCUCGACUCUGCAUAGCUCCGUUGUCUAGUUGCCGUCUUUUCUGAACCUGACUAUCCUUCCCUGUUCUAUGAUCUCCUCAAAGUCGUCCCCGAGAACAGUAUCCUCGUCUUCGACAAGUUCCCCGGCUUCUAUAUCUUCCUCUGUCUUCUCUGUUUCACCUUCCUCGACAACCUUUAUUCUUUUAUAUGA
This is a messenger RNA of Cryptococcus deneoformans JEC21, 1217 nucleotides long. RefSeq lists its product as hypothetical. Lineage: Eukaryota; Fungi; Basidiomycota; Tremellomycetes; Tremellales; Cryptococcaceae. The coding region runs from base 140 to 1024 and encodes 294 amino acids. The record is from RefSeq and is a predicted model, not a curated record. The transcript is spliced from 2 exons.